Molecule: messenger RNA, 3561 nt
Organism: Orycteropus afer afer
Lineage: Eukaryota; Metazoa; Chordata; Mammalia; Tubulidentata; Orycteropodidae
Product: stonin-1
Biological process (GO): transcription by RNA polymerase II; transcription initiation at RNA polymerase II promoter; endocytosis
Cellular component (GO): transcription factor TFIIA complex
Source: RefSeq, a predicted model, not a curated record
ACAUAUCUGAUCCAUUGACAAGACCACAUACAAUCUGCCUCCAAAGAUGUGCUCCACAAACCCAGGCAACUGGGUCACAUUUGAUGAUGAUACUGCUUUACAGUCUUCUCAAAAGUCAAAGAAUUUUCCUCUGGAGAAUCAAGGCAUCUGUAGACCUAAAGGACUUAAGCUGAACCUUUCUGGCUUCAGGGAAUUUUCUAGUGGCUCUUCCUCCACCGGAAGCACUCCUCUCCCUUCUCCCAUCAUAGACUUUUACCUCAGUCCAGGACCUCCAAGUAACUCCCCUCUUUCUACACCUAUCAAAGACUCUCCAGGUUUUCCUGGAAUCCCCAAAGCAGGGAUUCAUGCGCUUUAUCCUCAUCCAGAAUUAUCUUCAAACAGUCAACUUACAACACAAGGACCAGGUUCCUCUUUAUUACCUUCUAAACCAGCCUGUUUAUCCUGUGCUUCCUUGCCCAGUGACCACUUGUGUGCACGUCCAGCCCCCAAAAUGGGUCUUCCGGAAGAAACUAGCCCUCACCAGGCUGAAAGCCUGCAAUUCGAAAAUAACACUUCACAGUUUCAGUAUUUUCAGGAUGACUGUGCCUUUUCAAGUCCAUUUUGGAAAGAUGAAGGCAGUACAUCUGAGUUGACCUUUGACCCCCCAGGAAGUAGAAAGGCAUUUCCAUCCAGAGACAAGGAAAUGCCCAUUGAUCAAAAAAGCCUAAAUCUGUGUUCACUCAAUUAUAUCUGUGAGAAGCUUGAACACCUCCAAUCAGCUGAGAAUCAAGACUCAUUUGGAAAUUUGUCUAUGCAGUGUCUACAUGGCAAAGACACUGCCUCUUCCUUUGUUCCCCAUACACUCUUCAGGAAUCAGCCAAAAGCUGGGUGGUCCUUCAUGCUGAGAAUUCCUGAGAAGAAGAACAUGAUGUCAUCCCGGCAGUGGGGACCAAUCUUUCUGAAAGUCUUACCUGGAGGAAUUUUGCAAAUGUAUUAUGAGAAGGGAUUAGAGAAACCAUUUAAAGAGUUACAACUUGAUCCACAUUGCAGGCUUUCUGAACCCAAAGUUGAGAACUUUAGUGUGACGGGGAAAAUCCAUACUGUGAAGAUUGAGCAUGUGUCUUACACAGAAAAAAGGAAGUACCAUUCCAAGACAGAAGUAGUACAUGAACCAGAUGUAGAACAGAUGCUGAAGUUGGGGUCCACAGAGUACCAUGACUUCCUUGACUUUCUGACUUCUGUGGAUGAGGAGCUAAUGAAACUGCCAGCUGUUUCAAAACCAAAAAGAAACUAUGAGGAACAAGAAAUUUCUCUGGAAAUUACAGACAACUUUUGGGGUAAAGUCACUAAAGAAGGAAAAUUGGUUGAAAGUGCGGUGAUAACUCAAAUCUGUUGCCUCUGCUUUGUGAAUGGGAAUACUGAAUGCUUUUUAACCUUGAACGACCUUGAGCUGCAGAAGCGAGAUGACCGCUAUUUUGAAAAGGAUCCAGGAAAGAAGGGGAUUGAUAUCCUUGACUAUUACUUUCAUAAAUGUGUGAAAGCACAAGAGUUUGAGCAAUCAAGAAUCAUUAAGUUUGUACCUCUAGAUGCCUGCCGGUUUGAGCUGAUGCGUUUCAAGACCUUGUAUCCUGGGGAAGAGCUUCCCUUUUCUGUGAAGUCUGUAGUGGUUGUCCAGGGAGCAUAUGUGGAGCUCCAGUCCUUUGUCAACAUGGCCCCAUUGGCUCAGAGACCAUCCCAAGCUGGUUCCUUGAGGUCCUGUGACAACAUAAUGAUACACUUUCCUGUCCCAUCACAGUGGAUCAAAACCCUGUGGACCAUGAACCUCCAGAGGCAGAAGUCUCUGAAAGCCAAAAUGAACCGCCGGGCAUGUCUAGGGAGUUUACAGGAACCUGAGGCAGAACCUGUCAUACAGGUCACUGUUGGGUCAGCAAAAUAUGAGAGUGCCUACCGGGCUGUGGUGUGGAAGAUAGACCGGCUUCCUGACAAAAAUUCAAGUAAAUAUUCACCUAAACUCUACAGAUCUGUAAUUGAAGAUGUAAUUGAAAGAGUGCGGAGUCUAUUUGCUGAAGAAGGUGUAGAGGAACAAGUCUUAAAAGACUUGAAACAGCUCUGGGAAACCAAGGUUUUACAGUCCAGAGCCACAGAAGACUUCUUCAGAAAUAGCGUCCAUUCACCUCUCUUCACUCUUCAGUUGCCGCACGGCUUGCAUCAAACAUCGCAAACGUCAACAGCAUCUUUAGUUAUUCCUUCUGGUAGAACUAUUCCCGGUUUUACCACAGCAGAACUGGGCACCUCAAACUCCAGUGCAAAUUUUACUUUUCCUUCCAGUAUUGGCUAUCCUGUUCAUGUACCAGCAGGUGUGACACUACAGACUGCAUCUGGUCACCUUUAUAAAGUCAAUGUACCAGUUAUAGUAACACAGACUCCUGCAAGAGCAAGUAUUCUUCAGCAUCCGAUUCAGCAAAUAUUUCAGCAGCUUGGGCAGCCUUCAGUAAUGCAGACCACUAUUCCACAAUUGAGCCCAUCUUCUCUUCAAGCAACUACUGAGAAGUCACAGAGACUGGAAACUGUGUUCCAACAACCCACAAUUCUACAUUCUGGGAUAGUGGAUAGAAAACACGUAGAAAAUGUCAUCACUGACAUAUUUGUACCUCCUGGAAAUGAGCAUAAAAUCAUGUGUGAAGCUUUGUUGAAUCAGCAGGAAAGCCCUCAGUAUAUCAGUCUUCCAGGUGUUGUCUUUGCUCCACAAGUCUCUCAGAUAGAUUCCAGUGUGGAACCAGUGCUCAGUGUUUCGGCUAGCAUGACUCAAAAUCUGCAUGGUGGACCCUUUUCCACAGGCCCUCAGGAGGCUCUGCACCAGCACGUGCCUGAUGUUCAGCUUCAUGUUGUUAAAAAUAGGAUGUAUGGAUGUGCUUCUGUAAAGCAACCAAGAAAUAUAGAGGAGCCCAGCGGCUUACCUGUCUCAGAGAAGGAUUCUCAUUCUCAGGUGGAUUUAAAUAUUCCAGCCACUGAUGGUGAUUUUAAUGAAAUAAUCCAAAUAGAUGGAACUGGAGAUACAUCUUCCAAUGAAGAAAUAGGAAGUACAAGAGAUAUAGAUGAGAAUGAAUUUCUAGGGAUUAUUGAUGCGGAAGAUCUGAAGUUACUUGAAGAAGAAGGUGACAGUAUAUCAAAUGAUUCUACUGUUAACAGCAGUGAUAAUGAAGAACCUCAAAGAGAUACUGUAGAAGAGGACCCUUUAAAUUCUGGAGAUGAUGUUAGUGAGCAGGAUGUGCCAGACCUCUUUGACACGGAUAAUGUAAUUGUCUGUCAGUAUGACAAGAUUCAUCGAAACAAGAACAAAUGGAAAUUCUAUUUGAAAGAUGGUGUUAUGUGUUUUGGAGGCAAAGACUAUGUAUUUGCAAAAGCUAUUGGUGAUGCAGAGUGGUAAAUCUUGAAUCAAUACAUCAACUUUGUAAAUUAGUGAUAGUAUAUCACAUGUUGUAAAACCUAUUUUCAUUUUAAAUAUAGUCAAGUACAGAACUGCUCAAAUUUUUCAUUCACUGUAUGGAAUUGAUUAAAGUUAUAAUUCAGAUGCAGAUACAA